AUGGCAGGUCAAGGAGGUUCUACUCCUCUAAAAAGGGAUGGUUCCGGAGGAGCACAAUUUAAUCAUUUCAUCUCGCAAUCGAAUCCUUCUUCAUUGUUUCGAUCACCUCAGCAAACCCAUUCAUCUGCCUUCUUCCUACCAGGAGCUUCAAAUCAAGAAUACCAUGAAGAGCCCCACCAUGGACUGUUACAAAAUAAGACCUUCCAUGGACUAAUGCAACUACUUGAACUUCAAAGCAGUACAAGUAAUUCCUCUUCUUCUGCAGCUGCAGCUGCUGCCAAUCUCUUCAAUCUCAGCUUUUUUUCCAAUAGCAGCAUCAAUAAUAGCAACAAUGUCAACAAUAACAACAGUCAAUUGUCCUCUUCUGGGUUACUAAUUCCUGAACAGUUCAAUGGAAAUGCUGGUGGAGAAGGAAAUUCCCUCUUUUCUUCUAACCUAAUGGGUGAUCACAUUGGGUCAAGUGUCUCUUCUCUUUACAACAAUUCAGUACAAAAUGAAGUUGUUAUUCCUCAAAUGUCUGCAACAGCUUUGCUUCAAAAAGCUGCUCAAAUGGGUUCAAGAGCAAGCAGUGGAAGUGUUUCUUUGCUUAGAGGUUUUGGCAGUUCUUCAUUAAGUGGUCCUAAAUCUGACAGGUCUCACUUGACUGCUAAUUUUAGGGCUAAUUUUGGAGGUGGUGGGGGUGAAACAUUGUCAAAGAUGGAAAAUGAAAAUCAUCUCCAAGAUCUAAUGAAUUCUCUAGCAAAUGGUGGCUCCUCCAUUUUUGGAGAUGCUUCAGGAGGAAUCCCUACCUUUGGAGUGAAUUGUAAUAGUGGUGGACAUGAACAAGAGACCAAUUUUGGAAACAUGGAAGAACCCAAGUUGCAUCAAAAUCUUACAGUGAUUCUUGGAGGAUCUGAUAGGUUAACAAGAGACUUCUUAGGUGUUGGAGGGAUGGUAAGGAGCAUGGGAGGUGGGUUAUCACAAAGAGAACAACAUGGUAUUGAUAUCAGUUCCCUGGAUCCAGAAAUGAAGUCGGGUUCUGGUUGAUCCUUUGGAGGCGGCGCUAAUCAUCUUCAGUAAAGAUGAUCUUGGCAGAUAGAAAGAAAAAUAAAAUUUAGGUAAGUGACUCAAAAACCUUGUCAAUUUGCUUUGGGGAAGGGGAGAAACUGUGACGUUUUUGCUUAAUAGUACUCUCAAAGUACAUGUGCUUAUAAGUUCUUCCCUUUAAACCUCUUUCUGUGAGUAGCUGUUUUGAUUAUAGAUGGUGAUGAACUGAGAAUAGUUGCUUUUAUUU
Telopea speciosissima is the source of this 1273-nucleotide messenger RNA. Its product is annotated as protein indeterminate-domain 5, chloroplastic-like. The transcript is spliced from 2 exons. The record is from RefSeq and is a predicted model, not a curated record. Lineage: Eukaryota; Viridiplantae; Streptophyta; Magnoliopsida; Proteales; Proteaceae. The coding region runs from base 1 to 1026 and encodes 341 amino acids.